UGGACAAUUUUGUUGUUUGUCUGUCAGUUAAAUGCAGAAUCAGUAUUAACAUAAACGACAGGUCAUUUGUGCAAAAGCUGUAAUCGCUUGUCAGAAAAUCCAAACAAAUGUGUGUUUGCUAAUAUCACGAAUGUUUUGGAAAACUGACCUAAAUGUAUGCCAUGUGUGGUUGACGGUAAUGUUCUAACCAUCUUUUCCUCCAUCGUUCAACGUAUCCAGCUAUUUCUUUCAUGAUCUCCAUCAACUUUUGUUAUAAAACUCUACCUACGUUAGCACUCCACCGACAUAUUUACAAUUUACAGAAGUUUGCUGAAAUUCUCAAACUCCUGACGUCAUGAUAUUCGGUGUUUGCAACACGUCAUAGAACUUUUAUGGGUAGUUUCUUAGAAAAUCUCUCACCGCUUUUCCAAGCCAUUUGGAAUAAGUUGGUUGAUUACGGAUUUUCUGCAGACUGAUUCAGGUCUAUUAGCAAACGCAAUGACAUUCUAGCGACUGUACCUAUAUAGUCCAUUCCACGGGGAACGCCUCUUUUCAUGCUAUGGAUGGAAUUUACUAUACGUUAUUUAGUUCUGAGCCAAUUGUUUUCUAAAUUGGACACAAAAAUGUUUUUUUGUUCUUAUUUCCAAAACACUUUUACCUUUCUUCUUAUGUCGAACAGAACUGAAAUUAUUUACCGAAAACUUUUUUGUAGGAGGAUGGGAUGGAUUAUAGUGUUGGACAAAAUGACCCCUAAUAUUAACUUUGUGACUAUCAAAUCAUACCAAUACAUCACCUUCUCUGGCUCACGUGAAGGAAAUAUUGGUUUAUCCAGAAUUUUCAGACAAGGGAGAAUAUGAAGAACUUGGGCAAAUGUUGCGACCAAUUGAAAGAUUUUUCACUGAAGGAAUUGACUCGAGGUCAAUUGAUUCCGAAGCUGUCAUUCCUGAAAAGACAAUGCAGCAGCUAAAAGAUUUUGGUCUCUUUGGUCAGCAGAUACCAGUGGAAUACGGUGGAUUGGGUUUGAAUGCUACCAAAUAUGCAAGGAUUGCCGAGAUAACAUCGAUGGAUGGCGGAAUUGCUGUCACUCUAGCUGCACAUCAAGCUAUUGGACUCAAAGGAAUCUUAAUAGCUGGUACUGAGGAACAAAAACGGAAAUAUUUACCCAAACUGGCAACUGGAGAACAUGUUGCUGCUUUUUGUCUCACUGAGCCGUCCAGUGGCAGUGAUGCUGCAUCGAUUCAAACACGGGCUGUCUUGUCCGAGGAUGGGAAAACGUUUCGUCUGUCAGGAGGCAAGAUUUGGAUAUCAAACGGCGGGAUUGCUGAUAUCUUUACAGUGUUUGCUAAAGUGGAGGUCACUAAUAGUGAUGGUGAGAAGGAAAAUAAAAUUACUGCAUUUAUUGUGGAGCGAGCAUUUGGUGGGGUUUCAAAUGGUGAACCAGAGGACAAACUUGGAAUUCGCGGAUCAAAUACGACAGAAGUGUUCUUUGAUGAAACCCCAGUUCCUGUGGAGAAUGUUUUGGGGGAAGUAGGACAGGGGUUUAAGAUUGCCAUGAACAUACUAAACAGUGGAAGAUUCAGCAUGGGAUCCUCAGUUGCUGGCAUACUGAAAACACUUCUAGGUUACACCGCCGAACAUGCGACAACACGAGCUCAGUUUGGCAAGAAAUUGGCAGAAUUUGGCCUCAUUCAGGAAAAGAUUGCAAGAAUCACGGUGAUGACUUAUGUUAUGGAGAGCAUGGCUUACCUAACAGCUGGGAUCAUCGACGAGUAUGAAACCCCGGAUUGCUCUGUGGAGGCUGCUAUGGUUAAGGUGUACAGUUCCGAAGGAGCUUGGGCCGGUGUCAGCGACUGUCUUCAGAUUCUUGGUGGUCUUGGAUACAUGAAAGACUUUCCCUAUGAACGUUACCUACGAGAUGCAAGAAUACUAUUAAUAUUUGAGGGAACCAAUGAAAUUCUCCGCCUCUUCAUUGCACUUCAAGGUUUGCAGCAUGCAGGAAAAGAAUUAAAAGAACUUGUCAAGAAACUUCGAAACCCAAUGGCAAAUCCUAGUCUAGUAUUUUCAACCAUUUUUGAUAGAUGGAAGAAUCACAAGAAUCCAGCCCUCACUCUGCGCCUGAACGAAGAGGUGCAUCCAAGUCUCAAGAUAGAAGCUAUUGAGCUUGAACGUGGUGUUUUGAGAUUUCAGAAAACUGUUGAAGUCGUUCUCAGCAAAUAUGGAAAUAAAAUCAUUCAUGAACAGAUGGAUUUGAAGAGAAUAGCAGAUAUUGCAAUUGACCUUUAUGCCAUGACAGCAUGCAUUGGAAGGUCAUCUCGGUCGUAUUGCAUUGGCUUAAGAAAUGCAGAUCACGAGCUUCUUCUAACAAAGUCUUUCUGUCAGGAUGCUGCAAAACGAAUUAAUGACAAUAUAGCAAAUAUUACACUGGGUUCCGUUCACAACCAGGAUGAAAAUUAUCGUCAGAUAGCCGAAAUGAUUUUCAAGAAUGGCGGAUAUGCAGCAGAACAUCCACUAGAGAGGAACUGGUGACAUACCUCGUUAUAAGAUGUGCCUUACGAGAUGACAUCUUGCUUUAACAGGACACCUCUGCAUAAUGGACAGUAGUGUACUGUUCACAUCACAGAAGGGAAUAGUACAGUGAAUGAAGCGACAGCAAUGCCAAAUUGUUUUUGAAAUCUGUUGGUCUGUUUUCAAGUUUUGUCAAGGUGUACUUUGGAAGAUUAAAUAUUCUAUGAUGUAACGAGGGAAGAAAAGGGUUGCUCCGAGGUGAAAGGUUAUGAUUUGGAAUAGAACUAAUGUACAAUAUUUAUUUAUCCAUGAAAGAUCUGUGGUGUUAGGAAACAUUUGUCCUAAUUUACAAAGGUAUCUUAGGCUCUGCUAGACAACAAAGCAUCCUCUUUGCAAGUCUUUUAGCAUUGCACUGCGAGAUCGCAACGAUGCAGGAGUUUAGUGAAUUAGGCCCCAGGUUUUUGUGCUCCUAGUUAAAAUGCAAUGGAGUGGGAACCGGUCAAAUUGUUAACAGGUAUGCUGUAUGAAUAGUAACCAGUCAAGAAUAGCUCUCAGGAAAUAACCAUUGUUCACUUUACAUACCUGUGAUAAUCUCUAAAUGCUUGCACAUGGUUACAGUAUUUUGUGAGAGCAAUAAAUGAGUGAAAUGAUGUGUGAUGCAGUGUUACGUAUAAAUAUGACUAUUAUAUUGGAGUAAAUGUUUAAAAGAU
Molecule: messenger RNA, 3194 nt
Organism: Gigantopelta aegis
Lineage: Eukaryota; Metazoa; Mollusca; Gastropoda; Neomphalida; Peltospiridae
Product: complex I assembly factor ACAD9, mitochondrial-like
Exons: 18
Coding region: 850-2505 (551 amino acids)
Molecular function (GO): flavin adenine dinucleotide binding; acyl-CoA dehydrogenase activity
Source: RefSeq, a predicted model, not a curated record